Parnassius mnemosyne (clouded apollo) is the source of this 615-nucleotide messenger RNA. Lineage: Eukaryota; Metazoa; Arthropoda; Insecta; Lepidoptera; Papilionidae. The record is from the annotation of a GenBank genome assembly.
AUGUCAGAAGGAUCGCGAGCGCAGGACGCCGUGGAGCAGGUGACGCAGAACGUGAAGGACGUCAAGCUAGAGAACGGGAGCUCGCCGGGAGCGUCCAAUGGAACGCCUUCAAAAAACGAGGACAAUGCCAUACCAUUUAAGGACGCAUUCAAGUUGUUUUCGAAAUUUGGCGAUCCUAAAUCAGACGGGAAACUUAUCACAUUGUCCCAAAGCGACAAAUGGAUGAAGCAAGCCAAAGUGAUCGAUGGGAAGAAGAUUACCACUACGGACACAGCUAUUCACUUCAAAAAGCUUAAAUCUUUGAAAGUUGGUAUCGACGAUUACCUGAAAUUUUUAGAAGACUUGGCAAAGAGUAAGAAAGUUGAACUGGAAGAAAUUAAAAGAAAGUUGUCUACAUGCGGACAACCUGGAGUAACAACACAUUUACCCAAAUCUCCAGCGGCGUCUGCUGCGGUGGACAGAUUAACAGACACGAGCAAAUAUACCGGUUCCCAUAAACAACGCUUCGAUGAGACCGGAAAAGGCAAAGGCAUCGCGGGUCGUAAGGAACUCGUGGAUUCCUCCGGUUACGUCUCUGGAUAUCAACACAAGGAUACGUACGACAAAGCCCAUUAA